UUUCCUCAUCGAAUCCCAAAUUAUGGAGUCCGAUCUCCAAAUCUAAACCUCGCAGCGCGGCGGAGUUGUCUCUCUCUCUUGUCGUUAUCUCGCCUUAUGGAGAUCCCUCCGGCCUCAGCGGCGGCCGAUGAACCCACCGCGGCGGCGGCGGCGAUGUGGGAAUGGGGUAGCCUCUUCGACUUCACCGACGUCGAUGAAGAUCCCCUGAUCCUCCCCUGGGGAACCUCCGACGAAGCCCAGACGCUGCCGCCGCUGUCCACCGCGGAGCUGUCUUCCCUCCCGCUCCCUUUUGCCGAGCCGGCGCCGUCGGGGAUCGAGGAUGGGAUGGGUCGCGUGAGGAAGAGGGACGCGAGACUCGUUUGCCCGAACUAUUUGGCAGGAAGGGUGCCGUGCUCGUGCCCCGAGGAGGAUGAGGAGGCGAUGCAGGAGGUGGCGGUUGCCGGACCGCGGAAACGGUCCAGGAAGGGCGGGGCAUCCAGGGUGGUUAGGUGCCAGGUACCGGGGUGCGAGGCGGAUAUCAGCGAGUUGAAGGGGUAUCACAAGCGGCACAGGGUUUGUCUCCGGUGUGCGAAUUCUUCAUCGGUUGUUCUUGACGGGGAGCACAAGCGUUAUUGCCAGCAGUGUGGCAAGUUUCAUGUUCUGCCAGAUUUUGAUGAGGGCAAACGUAGCUGUAGGAGAAAAUUAGAACGACACAACAAAAGGAGGCGAAGAAAGCCUAAUGACUUAAAUAGUAUAGUGGAAAAAGAAACAGACACGCAAGAAGACUCACUGCCUGAUGUUUCUUUUGAUGGUGAACCAAUGAAAGAGACGGUAGAUGAAUUUACAUGCAACACAGCUGAGACAGUUGUGAGCAACAAAAGUCUGGAUGGAGAACCUCUAGCAGAAUCUGAAGAUGGGGGAGGUUCUCCCACUGGUUCACUUCCUAGCCUUAAAAACGAUGAUAUAGUAAUUUCUCGUGAAGCUCAGAAAGAUGAAAGGAUUACUAAUUCAAAAUCUGCCCUUUCUUCUAGUUUUUGUGAGAAGAAGAGUACUUAUUCAUCUCUGUGUCCGACAGGUCGAAUAUCAUUCAAGCUCUACGAUUGGAACCCUGCAGAAUUUCCUAGACGAUUGCGCCAUCAAAUAUUUCAGUGGUUGGCAAAUAUGCCUGUUGAGUUGGAGGGUUAUAUACGUCCUGGAUGUACAAUUUUGACUGUUUUCAUUGCAAUGCCACAGUCCAUGUGGGAUAAGUUAUCUCAAAAUGUGGCUCACUAUGUGAGGGACUUGAUUAAUACACCUGAAAGUUUGUUGCGGGGAAGAGGCACCAUUUUUGUUUAUCUUGGCAAUAUGAUUAUCCAUGUCUUGCAAGAUGGAGCAACAUUGACAAAUAUCAAGAUGGAGGUGCAGGCACCAAGACUUCAUUAUGUUUAUCCUUUUUAUUUUGAAGCCGGGAAACCUAUGGAGUUUGUUGCAUGUGGAAGCAACCUUGAACAGCCUAAAUUUCGGUUUCUGGUAUCAUUUGCUGGAAAAUAUCUUAAAUAUGACUCUUGUCAUGUCAUAUCUACUGGGAAAUCCAGGUAUCUUGAUGGAAAUAAAGCAGUGUGUAUCAACAAUUCUGAACAUGAGAUGUUCAGGAUAAAAGUAACUCACCUGGACUCGGAGGUUUUUGGGCCUGCAUUUAUUGAGGUUGAAAAUGCGGCUGGAAUAUCCAACUAUAUACCUGUCCUCGUUGCUAACAAACAGAUAUGUUCUGAAUUAGAGAGAAUGGAAGAACCUGUAGUUGAUUCUUGUUAUGCCGGUCACAUUAUGUCCCAAAAUUUUAUUGCUAAUUCCUCUCCAGGCUUUUGCGAAAUUCUUGCAUCCAGACAAUCUGCAAUGUCAGCAUUGCUCUUAGAUAUAGCAUGGUUACUGAAGGCACCAUAUUUGGAAGAAAAGGAAGCUUUUUGGAGUUUUACCAAUGUCCAGAGGUUAACUUCUAUGUUAAAGUUUUUACUCCAGAAUGAGCUUUUUAGUGUGCUCCAAGCAAUAAUGCAUCAUCUGGAUAAUAUUAUUCUCACCGAGGGCUUUGAUAAGCCAGACAAUUGGACUUCUGAUGUCGACCAGAAGCUAUAUGAUGAUUUUCUUAACCAUGUAAGAGAAAUUCUUUUUCAGAGAACUCUAAAUGAUACAAGGUUAACAGAACCAAAAAACCCACUUUGUGGACUUCUCAUGCCACAAACCUCUCAGAAGACUAGCAUGUGUGCCAAGAAUUAUACAAAUCAAGAUAACGAGGCAAUUGGAGACAGUUCGUGUUCGACCUCGUUGCAUCCAGCCAUCGAGCAUGAUGUAAAUGUUCCACUUGUAACCAAAGAGAUUGUUGACAGGAGGGGCUGUCACCAAAACCCGGUUUUCAAACCCUCUUUGGACGAUAUUUUCUCAAACAAAAUCAUGAGGACUCGCUUUCCUUUGUUGGUAGUAGUUAGUGUUGUUUUGUGCUUAGCAGCAUGUAUCAUCCUCUUCCACCCACAUAAGGCCGGGGAGUUUGCGAUUUCCGUCAGAAGGUGUAUGUUUGGCGGCCCCCCCUCCCCCCUCGUGAAACCAAGCUAACACUUCCGGUUUCACUUGUGUCCUAUGUACAGUGUAGAAUUGUUCGGCUUGCACUGGUUGCAAGUAGCAUCUCCCCAAAUUCUACAUGCCAUUUAUUGACCUCAGGGAUAGUCUGAACUGAAACAGAGCACAACUUGCAAUCUGUAAAGGUAUUUGUUACUCUACUAGGUCAGAAAAUUAUGGGUUUGAUAUAUGGUCCCUAUGAUUAUUAUUUAGAAUGUAGACUAUCACUCCUUUUGUCAAUUUUGUUCGAUGAGAAUAUGAUCUUAAAAUUGUUGGUGUAACAAAUUUCGUCUCUUAUGUUUUUAGCCAUCAUAAGCUUUUAUCUUUUGAGCUCGAUUUGGCCUUGCUUGAAUCGACUGAAGGUUUACUAUUGUUGUUUAUCAUGGAUAACCUAGAGAUGUUAUCAAUCAGUUUAUUAUGGAAUUGAAUGCGAGAUUAAGAUCCUUGUUCAUUUCUAUUUGAGUACAAGAUAUUGACAGUGAUAUUUCUCUACAAUAUUUCCUGCUCCAUUUAUUAUCAUGAUGAUACCUGCAAAAGUGUCAGGCAGUUCAUCCAUUGUUUAGCGCAAGACAUCAACAAGUUUUUCCUUCCUAAAUUCCAAUCCAGGUUUGAUCUGAAUUAUUGGAUUAGUUUGCUUUCAUAUGGUUUAUUUAUCAUGUCUGACACUUGUGAUGCAUCUAAGCAGACUCGCCAUAAGUUCAACAACAACAGAAGCAGUUGGAUGAGCAGCCGCAACAACAAUCGAGGCACUGUUGUUGCCUGGGUAAGCAUCCUUGAAGGAGUUCUUCCUGGCGGCUGCCAGCACAGUCUUGUCUGCAACAAUGAAGUAUGCCAUUCCGGCAGCUGCACCCAAUCAAACUCCCCAUUACUCACACAACAUUCGAUCAACAGGAUCAGAAAUCAUUUGGAAAGAGUGUUCAAGACCUGUGGAGACGAUGAGAGCUUGAGCUGUGGGGUUGAGGUUGUACCUCGCCCAUGGCAGCAUCCGAACGCUGGCCAACUGAUGCAAGCAAGCUCGGUUCAACCGAUGGCCCAGAAGAGAACACGACUGAGGUCACACGGUAUACAAGGAAGAGUAUGCUUACAGUGGGAACAGCAGCUGCAAAACCUGCAACGACGGCGGCCUUCGCUCCUGCGACGACUCCCUCUGCCGACCAUACCGAGCAAAGAACGAGAUCAGCGAUAGGACGAAGUGCGGCGGUAACCAAAUGCUAAGAUGAAGACGGAGGAGAUGAUACCGUGGGAGCAGCGCUUGGCCAUGGCCAGCUUCUGGUCCAGGGAAGCGCGAGUUGCCGGAGCCAUUCUUUUCGUCUGGAUUAAAGAGGAGAGAGCUUGAGUCGAGAGAGGAAAGAUGUGAGCUGUGAGAUGUGGAUGCGUGUGGGUAGUCAGUCUCUUUAUAGGCGAUGGAAGAGAGUGGGUGAGAGCGAGCGAGCGAGGAAGAAGUCGAUGGUUUUGAGCGUUCGGUGUGCUCCUGGAAAUGUGGGCACACCGUUCUGAUGUCACUGCCUCCGGUUCUCGGUGGCCUGUGGUCUUUUAGAUGGCGACAAAUGCCUCUCACUGUUGUGACGGAUGGUCCCGUUUCCAUCCUCGGGGUUAAUAACACCAAAGGGUAUUCGAGUCUAUGAUGUCUUAAGCUAAUAAUCUCCAGUAAUUUAUUAUUGAUUUAUUGGUA
This is a messenger RNA of Musa acuminata AAA Group (dessert banana), 4237 nucleotides long. RefSeq names its product squamosa promoter-binding-like protein 9. The transcript has 11 exons. Gene Ontology annotation, molecular function: DNA binding. The coding region runs from base 97 to 2562 and encodes 821 amino acids. Gene Ontology annotation, cellular component: nucleus. The record is from RefSeq and is a predicted model, not a curated record. Lineage: Eukaryota; Viridiplantae; Streptophyta; Magnoliopsida; Zingiberales; Musaceae.